AACUUAAAUGUCAAAACUAUUAUGACGUUUUCUUUUCGCUGAAAGAAUUAGUGUCGAAUAAUCGUGUUUAUUUAAUAUUUCUUAUUUAAAACGUUGAAAUAUGGCUGCUGAAAUCAAGCCUGCUCCAAGGACACCAAACGAUAGGUUUUCCACUACAAAAAAACCUGCCUUGUUGAGUAAAUUAGAAGGGUGCACUGACGAUGUAAACGCAGCGGUCGUUAUACCUGGCGAGGACGGUGUAAUUAGCGUUUGUGAUGAUAAGACAGUGCGAGUAUGGCUGAAGAGGGACUCUGGACAGUACUGGCCAUCUAUUUGCCAAUACAUGCCAUCAGGCUGCACCUCAAUGUUCUAUACACCAGAGACACGGCAGCUAUUUAUUGGCCAAGAAAAUGGAACUGUUUCAGAGUUCACAUUGGCACAGGAUUGUAAUAGAAUAAACCCUACUCGGGAGUACUUAGCGCACACGGCUCGAGUAACUGCUGUCAACUUCUCGCUGAGCUGUGAGUGGGUGCUGUCUGUCAGUCGAGACAAGCUGUUCGCAUACCACUGCAGCGAAACUGGACGCAGGAUCGGCGGAUACUCCUUCGAAGCGUGGUGCACGUCUUUGCAAUUUGACUCGCAGUCGAAAUAUGCUUUUGUCGGAGACUAUAGCGGGCAGAUAACGAUGCUGAAGUUAGAUAACAAUGGUGCUACGCUCGUCACUACGCUCAAGGGUCACACUGGUUCUGUCCGUGUAUUGAACUGGGCUCCUCUGCCACAGCUAUUGUUCAGUGGCUCGUUCGAUCAGACAAUAAUAGUGUGGGAUAUUGGAGGUCAGAAGGGCACGGCGUAUGAAUUACAAGGACACAGUAACAAGGUGACAGGUCUUUGGUACGUGGGUAGCUGUGAGCGGCUGAUAUCCGCAGGUGAAGAUGGGGCCUUGGGGGUCUGGGAGAUGGGGGUCCGACGACGCGAGACCCCCGCCUGGAAGGAGUCCGAUCUUUGCCAGAUAUGCCGCGCCCCCUUCAUAUGGAAUGUUAGGGCGAUGAUGGAAAAGAAGCAACUUGGUCUCCGCCAGCACCACUGCCGGUGGUGCGGCGCGGCGGUGUGCGCGACGUGCUCCCCGCACCGCCUGCCGCUGCCCGUCAUGGGCUUCGAGUUCCCGCAGCGCGUCUGCACCACCUGCUACGAAACAUUGAGGCAUGAACCUCGCGAAUCUCUGGCUUCAUUCCACGACAUGAAGCACGCAGUGUCGUCCCUGUACAUGGACGAGGCGACGGGCCGCAUGUGCACGGCGGGCAAGGACCGCGUCAUCAAGGUCUGGGACGUCGGCGUACUACUCGCACCCGCGCCCAAACCCUCCACCGCCGCCGACCAGUAACAAGUGCCAACUAUAAAGGCUGAUCAAUAACACGUAUGUGAUUUCUUUACUAACACACUUUACUUAAACAAAUAUUUGAAAUCGUCAUACAUAAAACAUCCAACUUCUGAAAAUUACAGCAACUGUUGUAGUAGUAAAACUCACCAGUAUUAGAACUAAAGUUAUGCGCAACCUUUGCGCAACGAACUGCGCAGAAAUCUUUGUAUGUGCGCAAUCAGAAGAUACAUACGCGUUAUUGAUGAAGCUUCAACAAAUCGUAUUGUAAAAGAUAAUGGCAAUGAGAAAGUUAUCCAUCGGGCUGUUUGCAUUAAUGUUAUCGUCGUUAUAAUAUUAUUAUUUAAUGUGUAUCUAAUGUUUGUUGAUGAUAAUCCAACGAAAGUUUUGCUUUUUAUCACUCGUCGUGAGGUAAGACUGAGAUUUUCAUUUCAGAAUAUGGCGUGUCGUUUAUUAUUCAUAGUAAAACUAAAAAUAUAUGUGUCAUCAUAAUUAUUGUAUGAACUAUAAAGAGACGAAGAUCUCAAAGCUAUUUCAUAUGUGUGAUCAAAAAUAAUCGUCUGUAAUCUAAAACUUCCACAUGUUUGGUGUAAAUAAGUCUGUCCUUGUUUUUGUUUCAUAACGAUUAGUUACGUCUAGUACGACGGUCAACAGUCAAUAUUCGUUUUCUUGAAGUUGUCUAGUGUAAAGCGAAACAAUGUUCUCAUGGGUAAGAGGCGUGUGAAUGCUAACCGAUUUGAGUCUAAUUGUGUUCACGAUAUAACUGCGAGUGUGUUACAUUACGUGAUUGUUACAUGUUACGGCCCGUUCCGGUGUAACGAGCAUCCACAUGAUCUGUCUUCAUUGUACGAACGUUUAGUUUCAUAUGUCGUCUUUUCAAAGCAUGUGCUGAGCUGCUCUAGUCCAAAAUAAUUAUAAGCUUCGUAGCAGCAUUGCAUUUUUAGGUAAGUCGACUAACUUAGUACAUUCUUAUAAACUUCAUUAAAUCGUAAUGUCUUCAUACCCACGCAGCUCAAAUAUUGUAAACUCUGUUAGUAUUCUUGCGUCAGCUGGCUUAUAAUGAAGUAAAGCUUAUGUGGAUGUUUCAACAUGUAACAAUUGAUCUUUGUUUUCAGCAAGGGUAUUUUAUAAAGUCUGAUUACAUUAAUAUAAUGAUUACAACAUCAACUAAUCAAUCGAUGGAGUUGGUCCAUGGGUUGAGGGCAACAAAUGGUACUAUAUUAAAAUAUCUUUGCUGAAAACUAUAUUCUGUUAGAGCUCGUCCGACUAUAUUUGCGUUAAACGUCUAAAUAUAUUAAAUUAGUUAUGUAUUACUUAAAUAUUAAUCGUCAUUUUAUGAAAUUAUAAUUUAUUCCAAUGUAUUAGAUUUGUAUUCCAAUCUUGGCAUUGCUAAAGACAUUUGUUUAUCAAGGCAAUUGCUUAUGUUUUAUAUAAAAAGGUUCUUUAAUUAUAUUUAAUCAAUAUAUUUAAAAUUGUGACAAUGCAACGGAGCAAAUUUUAAAUUGUAUUUACUAAGAAUAGUUUUGUUUAAUGUUUUAUUUUUUUAUAUAUUUUCAUAAAUCGAGCCAAUUGCAUAUUAAUUUAUAAAGUAUGUUUACAAGGUGCGGUAAACGUUAAGAAUGUACGUACUUUGCCUAUUUAAUUAAAACUACUGAAUCUGACAAUAAAUAUUAUAUAUGAAUCUACCCCAUAUAUAAAAUAGUGAUGUGCACUGUCUCAUUCAUCGACAUUAUAAUUGUAUAGAGAAGUAACGAUCUAAUCGGGAAUUUAAUGGAAAGGUGCUUUUACUGUGUCGAGUCACUCUUUUAAGUAUGUUUCCGUUUAUUUGCAAGGUUUUCAACGAACAAAUAGUGCUGUCCCUUCGGCUUAGUGCUCAGCUUUCGAAGGUACAGAUUGGCCGCGCCCGUAUUUUCACAAGUUGAUAUCGUUAAAAGUUUUCCUUUCGAAAUCGUGCAAGUGAAUCUUGUCAUUUCUGGCGUGGACCAAUUGAAAAUUUAUAUAAAAAGGUCUUGUAUAAAUGUAGUAAAACAAUCUUAAUGUGUAUCCGAGUAGGUCAGAAAAAAAGUAAAAAAAAUAAUAAAUGUAAUUGAAUGUUGUAUAAAAAUGUAAAAAAUAAAUUCUAGUGAUGGUUGGCGUGUUUAGUUCGAGAUAGUCAUGGCUACGGAUUUUCGUGAUGUCAAUCUUGAUAUUGGACAUUUCUAGGUAAAUUAUAUAAAUUAGUACCUUCUCCGCCUCCGUAUUUAUGACGUUCUCACUAGACCCCACCUUAUAAAUGAUAUACACGGAAAUUUAAACUUAAAAUAUUUAUUAAAUACGUAAUAUUAUACUAUGUACAUGUACAUUAUAUUAGAAAUGCUUUCCUAUUUAUGAAUAAUGCCAAAAUUAUUUAGAUAUUUAUAUUCAACAAAUUUACGAAUAUUGCACGUUAAUUACAUUAAGUUUGUUUGUUUAUGUUUCAUUUAUUCAAAAUUAUUAUACUUUAAAAGUAUUUUGAAUGUGGUGAUAGUAUUUUUUGUAUUGAAGGACUUAGUGAAUUUAAAAACAUAGUGAAUCCUCCAUUAUGACAAAUAUUAUCAUUCAAUAUGUAUUUGGCGAGGAUUCCAUUAUAAUCUGUAUUAAUUUAAGGUCGAGGAAGUAUCUAUUAUAAUAUUAAUAUUUAAUAUAAAUAAAUAAAUUAACUAUUCUUUUAUGUCGUUAAAAGAGAUUUUAUUUUUCUAUUCAUGGAGCUUAUUAUUCGUUUGUAAAGUAAUACUGUAAUAUAUAGUCAAUGUGUAAUUAUUAUUAGAAGUAUUUAGGUCGCUUGAAAGUUUCUAUGCCAAUAAAGAGUAAGAAGUAA
This is a messenger RNA of Spodoptera frugiperda (fall armyworm), 4190 nucleotides long. It is a transcript of the gene Wdfy2, whose product is annotated as WD repeat and FYVE domain-containing protein 2. Lineage: Eukaryota; Metazoa; Arthropoda; Insecta; Lepidoptera; Noctuidae. The record is from RefSeq and is a predicted model, not a curated record. Gene Ontology annotation, molecular function: metal ion binding; protein binding. The coding region runs from base 101 to 1360 and encodes 419 amino acids. The transcript is spliced from 8 exons.